Seriola dumerili (greater amberjack) is the source of this 3422-nucleotide messenger RNA. It is a transcript of the gene izumo1, whose product is annotated as izumo sperm-egg fusion 1. Gene Ontology annotation, cellular component: acrosomal membrane; plasma membrane. Lineage: Eukaryota; Metazoa; Chordata; Actinopteri; Carangiformes; Carangidae. The coding region runs from base 2424 to 3155 and encodes 243 amino acids. Gene Ontology annotation, biological process: heterotypic cell-cell adhesion; fusion of sperm to egg plasma membrane involved in single fertilization; sperm-egg recognition. The record is from RefSeq and is a predicted model, not a curated record. Gene Ontology annotation, molecular function: protein binding involved in heterotypic cell-cell adhesion; signaling receptor binding. The transcript has 9 exons.
CAUUGAAUUGUUUAAUAAUGUCAGUUCUGCAUCACUAUUUACAGCAAAAAUCACUUUAUGAAACCCUAAUUAGAAAGAUGAGUGAAAAAACAGGACAUAAAACAUGAACAAUCAGGAGCAAAUCAAUAGAGUGCAUGUUAGCUGUUGAUCCUGAGGAAUAUUGAAGCAGACCUUAAAAGUUUGGACUUGCUCAUCAUUGCAAAGUGCUGCAGUGAUGAGCAUUGAAAGGUCAACCAAUAUUCUAACAACUUCAGACAAAUAAAAUGCAGAAAAGAUUUGGUUUGCUCUGUAUCAGAGAUUAAUCUGACUGAAUCUUUUUAUUCUUUAUUUCUUUAUGUACUCAGACCAGCCAAAAUAUUCUGUAUUUGUAAAAGAGAGCAUUAGGCUACACUUUCUUUUUAACAGGUUGGAAAAAAGGAAAUCAGACAAUGUGGCAUAUAUGGCACACUGACAAUCAAACAUUUUUUAUAGGUGAAUAAAGUGAAGACAAUCUACAGAUAAUGCAAAAUUAUAGUGAGAAUUACAAAUAUGAUCCUAAAUUAGUGUAGUUUGUUCACGGGAGCUUAAACACAGAUGCAUUCAUAUAAUAUAAUCAGUGCGAAAUGGAGCGUAUUGCUCUUGUCAUGGGAAAACAUCUGACUUCAGCUUUGGUGAUGUUUAUGUUUUCAAUUCAUUGUAAGGAUUACAGAGUUUUGCUUAGGGUUACACAUUUCUCUGACCCCUUUGGAAGUUUUUCACAAAACAUCAAACAUACUGUAUAAUGUAUGUAUGUAUAAAUAAAAUGCAAUACAUAUAUUCAGUUUUUUGACAAAAUACUCUUUUAAAUCCCUUUAAAUGAUGUUUAUCGGUAGACAUCUCACCUUUCACAUUUUGCACUUUGUUAUCUAUAUACAAAUUAUAAAAUAUAAAAGCAUUGUGAAAAUGUGGUGGUUUUGUCAUCUAAUCUCUCUACAUGCCUGCCACAAAGACAUAUGUGUGAUAGUACUCCAAGUUAUAAUUUUUUUAAUUUUUUUAUAGAAAUGUUGCCGUCAUAGUUGCUGUGUGUAAGCUUUGCAACAUUUCUGACUUUGGCUCCAUCUUGUGGUGGUAUCAAGAAUGCAAGAAAGCAGCACAAAGACUACCACACCAUCAUAAUUAUAUGGAGGAUGCUCUAAUCCCAUAACAAUUAUUUAUAUAUUUUUUCUUUAAUUUCAAGCAAGGCAUUUAGAUGACUUAACCAGUGUUGUGCUUUACUCUCAUGCCAGCAAUCACUGUGUAAGAGACAAACAGAUUAUUCAGAUGGCAGAUAUCUCAUUUUAGAAUAAAUUUCCUCAAGUACUUUGCAAUGUCAGUAGUUAAAAACGUAAAGGUGCAGAGUAUCAAGCAUAUCACUGUGUGCAGAAGUGGGUGUUUUAUUACCCCACAGGUUCUCUGUGCUAAGGCUGGCUUUAGUUUAGUUGGCCUUAGUUCAGCUGAUAAGGCAAAUUAAAGUCACAAGGCAAACAAGGACAGCACAUUAAAAUACGGCAUCUUUGAGAACUAUUCUUACUUUACAAGGCAAACCAGCAGCAGUUUUAUAAUAAAUCUAUUUCUUGCUGUGGAUCAACAAAAUUAAUUUCAACAUAACAUGUUUUCUUUUAAAUCUGCCCUGAGCUGUGAAUUUAGAUGAAAGCUGAAAAAACAUAAAUCACUAGAUUUUGGCACUGAAAUGACAGAAUGGCACUACAGGUCAGGGAAUGCUGACAUAAAAAUAUUCACAGUCAGUCUGUUGAUCACAUGUCUGAUGACAAGUAUCCCCUAAUUUAAACCCAAUCACAUUAAUUUACUGUAUAUACACUUGAAUAACACCCAUGAAUCAAAAGAAAGCAAAUCCAUAGUGUUACUAAAACCGAAUAAAUAUAAAGCUCAAGAGACUAACAAAUGAGUCAUAUGUUGUCACGGUUGCUUAAUUAAAGCAUUAAUUAUUGAUGCACGUUAGCUUAAACAGGCAGUUGAGAACGUAAAAUCACAAUACAGCAGUUGUCAUGGUGACAUAAGGUUAGACAUGCCCCCAACUCAGAGUGCAUAUUUAUUAUCGGUUCAGUCUCCAACCCUGUCAAACCACAACAAAGAAACACAUCAGUUACCUUAUCGCACAGUUAUUCCAUCUGCCCUGAAAUGCCGUUCACACAGAAGGAAAUAAAACCGACUAUCACCCUAAAACCAAAACCAGUCUAGCUAUAGGACUCAGACUUUGAACAAAAAUGUUAUAUCUAUAUGUCCAUUAGGUGGAAGACUGCGGUGGUGAUACAAUCUGAGAUCGGUUUUACUAUUGGCUGUGGAAGGCACAUGAGGAUGAGGAUCAGAUUAAGGAUGGACCAAGAGAAUCAGAGAGCCUGCAGUGACCGAAAAAUCACAAGAACUAAAGUGACUCAUCCUCGGGAAGUUCAGGUUGCAGAGGGGAGAUGCUGCUGAUGCUGGUGUCCCUGCUUUGCUGUGUCCCUGCAGUCAAGGCCUGUCUGCAGUGUGACCGCAGGGUCAGGCUCCUACAUGAAGACUUAGUCCUGUCUGCUCCCACUGUGGUCGACCAGAUUGAAAUGAAAAAGAUUUGUGACCACGCUUAUGAGACCUACAGAGAGACCAGCCGGGAACGAAAGGGCAUCAUUGAUCCCACCACUCUGUACAGAGCCAGAACUGAGUACCAGAGUGAGUUUGAUCGAUUUCUGAAAACCCCGCACACUGGAUCUGUAACAUUUGAAGCCAUUCAGAUCAUGGAGAAGGGCAGGAGGAUAUUGGAGAAACACUUGGAUGCCUUCAUCCAUGAUGGAUUGUGCCCCAACAAGUGUGGGCUUCUGAAUCGAAGAGUAAUGGAUUGCUUCUCUUGCCGCUACAAGACAUACAUCUGUCACUCACCCUCUGGCCAGCAGGACUGCGGUGUGUACCCGGUGCAAGCUGAGGAGGGAGGCCAGGCAGUGUUGAACUGUUUUCUUCCAUGGCAUCGUCUUCUGUUGGGAAAACCAGAAUACCACUACUCCUGGGCCCCUGGAGUCCCAGGAUCUAAAAAGUCUCCCCUUUGCCUGACCAAACUCACCGACCCCUCGUCACUCUGCCCUCUCUGCCUCAUGGAGACAAGUACUCACCUUUCCAAACUCCUGAGGCCCUGCUGGUGCCAGUCAUCGCCAUGGUUACUGCUCUGAGUCUGGCGGCAAGCGUAGGCCUCACAGUUGUCCUGAGAGUGAUGAUGAAUCAGCGGCGAGCAGCGGAAGAGACGAGAAGGAGGAGGACGGAAGAAGCGCGAUGAAGAUACUGUAAACAGUAAACACACACUUUAAUGGCAGGGAUGUUUUACUCACUUCAGGUUGUACAUUUUGUCCUGUCGUUUAAUAAAUUUCCCAGCAUGAAGUGUCGUGUCAUGUGGCGUAAUGAGGCUGGGGUUUCUGUAAGCAUAUUGUUUAUCUAAAAAA